Messenger RNA from Hyaena hyaena (striped hyena), 1928 nucleotides. It is a transcript of the gene DRC3, whose product is annotated as dynein regulatory complex subunit 3. The coding region runs from base 192 to 1763 and encodes 523 amino acids. NCBI's taxonomy places the organism in Eukaryota, Metazoa, Chordata, Mammalia, Carnivora, Hyaenidae. The record is from RefSeq and is a predicted model, not a curated record. The transcript is spliced from 14 exons. Gene Ontology annotation, molecular function: protein binding.
CGACUGGCCGCGCUUGGUUCCCUUAGCAACCGAGCGAAGCCUCUGCUGCGUGGAACCAGUCCGGUAGCCGGCGCUUAAGACGGAGGCUGCUCCAUUGACAGUGGUGUAACACUUGCUGCUGCUUUUCCCAUCUCCUACCUCUGGUCUUCACCAACACUAUUGUCAGGCAAGUCAACAGGACCCCAGGGGAAAUGAACCGGCCGUACAACUCAAUGGAGCCACGAGUGAUGGACGAGGACAUGCUGAAGCUGGCUGUGGGAGAACAGGGCCCGCGGGACGAGGCCAGGCAGCUGGCCAGGCAGGAGGGCAUCCUCUUCAAGGAUGUGCUUUCACUGCGGCUGGACUUCCAAAACAUCCUCCGCAUCGACGGCCUCUGGCAGUUUGAGAACUUGAGGAAGCUACAGCUGGACAACAACAUCAUUGAGAAGAUCGAGGGCCUGGAGCAUCUCGUGCACCUGGUCUGGCUGGACCUGUCCUUCAACAACAUCGAGGCCAUCGAGGGGCUGGACACCCUGGUGAACUUGGAGGACCUGAGCUUGUUCAACAACCGGAUCUCCAAGAUUGACUCUCUGGAUGGCCUCGUCAAGCUGCAGGUGCUGUCGCUGGGCAACAACAACAUCAGCCACAUGAUGAACAUCAUCUACCUGCGGCAGUUCAAGGACCUGCGGACGCUCAGCCUCUCUGGGAACCCCAUCGCGGAGGCGGAGGAUUACAAGAUGUUCAUCUGUGCCUACCUUCCUGACCUCGUGUACCUGGACUUCCGGCGCAUCGAUGACCACAUGAAGGAGCUGGCAGAGAUCAAGUACCAGUACGCCAUUGACGAGCUGAAGCAGCGAGAGCACCUGAUUCAGGUCCGACUGGAGGAAGAGCAGGCCCGGCGGGAGGAGCUGGAGGAGCACAAGGCCGCGUUCGUCGAGCAUCUGAACGGCUCCUUCCUGUUUGACAGCAUGUACGCCGAGGACACAGAGGGCAACAAGCUGGCCCACCUGCCCGGCGUCAGCGAGCUCCUUCAGGCCUACAAGGACAAAUUUGUCAUCAUCUGCCUGAACAUUUUUGAAUACGGCUUGAAACAGCAAGAGAAGCGCAAAGUGGAGCUUGACACCUUCAAGGAGUGUGUCCAGGAGGCCAUCCAGGAAAACCAGGAGCAGGGCAAACACAGGAUUGCCAAGUUCGAGGAGAAGCACUUGCUGAAUUUAAACGCCAUUCGAGAUGAGUCCGAACUGAGCAGCUUCGAGAUGAAGAUAGCGGAAUACAGCCAGGACGUCAGUGAGCUGUUCAACGUGCUCAUGACGCUGGAGAUGCAGUUGGUAGAGCAGCUGGAGGAGACUAUAAACAUGUUUGAAAGGAACAUCACCGACUUGGUCGCGCUCUUUAUUGAAAAUGUCCAAAGUCUGAUGGCUCAGUGCCGGGACCUGGAGAACCACCACCACGAGAAGCUUCUGGAGAUCGCCAUCAAUACCCUCGAGAAGAUACUGAAGGGGGAGCUGGACGAGGACCUGCCGGAGGACGCGCGCGCUCUUUUUGUCGACAAAGACACGAUUGUUAAUGCUGUCGGGACCUCGCACGACCUCCACCUCCUGAAGAUCGACAAUCGAGAGGAUGAGCUGGUGACGCGGACAAACUCUUGGUGCUCACACCUAGUGGACACGAUCCACAAGGAUGAGAUCACGAGGAACCGCAGGCGGGUGAAGGAGAUCAAUCAAUACAUCGACCACAUGCAGAACGAGCUAGACAACCUGGAAUGCAGUGAGAUCAUAGAUUAGGGCCAUGCCAGCCCGGACGGCCCUCGGCCCACGCGGCACAGCACAGCGCGUCACUGCCAGCCUCAGACGCAUCACUGGGAAUUUCUCAACCCGUAACCCUCCCAACCCCAUUCUUCCCCCGCCCCUGGGAAAUGCAGAGAAAAAUAAAGAACUAUGUCAUCUUUU